AUGAACAUCGUCAAGGGCGUCGCCGAUCUCCUCCGCAAGUCGGCGCCGGCAUCGCCGGGGGGCGGCGGCGGCGGCGGCGGCGGGGGAGGGGGCGGCGACGGCGGUGGCGGUGGUGGCGGCGGCGGCGGCGGUGGGGGCGGUGGCUCCCACUCCGCCUCCCACAGGCUCGCCGCCGCGCCGUCCCCCAGGGUGCGCUUCAGUGAUAGUGGUGAUGAAGGAGUCUUAAACAUGCUUUGGCAGAAAUAUGAGAAUGCCAUUGACAAGGCUGAAAAGAAGGAAACCUUGCAAAUAUUUGUCAUGCAUUUCAUACAAACAUUCAAAGAGUGGGAGCCAUACUACAUUGCACAAUCAGUUGAUCAAGAAUCAUUAUCAGAUGAUAUGGUUUUAGGAUGCUCCAGCGGGCAUCCGUCUGAGGUCAUCCUUAUUCUUGUGCAGGAGGUUUCUCAAAUAACUUCUUUCAUUACGGAGAUAGGCAGCAGCUGCUCAGAAUUCUCACCUAACAUUUCAGAGCAAUCGUCAGUCCUGGUGUUAAGCACUGAGGGAUUGACUGUUUUGGAAUGCUUGACUAUUGUUACCCGCUCAGUGCAUAACUGUAGAGUAUUUAGUUAUUAUGGAGGUGUGCAGAAGGUCACUGCUCUUUUGAAAGCUGCAGUUGUCAAGCUCAAGACUUUGACAAGUUUGCUUGCCGCAGAUGAACAACUGCCAAACAAAGCCAUAGAGAACAUGAAGAUGAUGCAAAAGAUACUUGUAUACAUUGUUACGAUAAUUUCAAACUUCAUGAAUUUGGAGCCAACUGUAACUAGGUUAAUGCAGCUUGUCAAUACUACUGAGCAUACCCUAUCAAACGAGUUUUUGGCCACAAUUACUCCAAGACCUGCAAAAAGCACUAAUGAUAAUAACUGGCAGCAAAAGGCCAUUGUUGCAGUUAUGGAAGCUGGUGGUGUCAAUUGGUUAGUAGAACUGUUAAGGGUCAUCCGAAGAUUGAAUUUGAAAGAGCAGUGGACUGAUCUGCUACUUCACUUUAUAACUUUGCAUGCUCUGAGAUCAACAAUCUGUCAAAAUACACGUGCACAGAAUCAUUUCAGAAGCAUUGGAGGACUGGAGGUUCUAUUGGACGGAUUGGGAUUACCGUCAAGCAAAUUGUCAAAGUGUUCUUUUGUUCCCAGUGAUGAAAGGAGUGGAAUUCUACAGCUCCAGAUACUGUCGUUGGAAAUUCUGAGGGAGGCAGUUUUUGGUAAUGUUAACAAUUUACAGUUCUUAUGUGAAAAUGGACGAAUACAUAAGUUUGCAAACAGCAUCUGUUGGCCUGCGUUUAUGCUUCAGGGAUUUCAUCAACAAAAGACUCUUGACUCUCAAGUGCAGAACUGUAAUCUUGAAGAAAGCACUGGGGCAUUGUCUACAUCAGAAUCUUUUGCAAGUCCUAUUGAUAUUCUUGAUACAACUGGAUGGACGGAGUAUUCUGUAAAGUUAAGCAUAGCACUUUGCUCUUUUCUUCUUCCUCCUAAUGAGAUAAGGAACUCUCGUGGGGCAGCUGAUGUAAGCCAAAAUUCUCAAUCCGUCUCAUUGGCAUACUGGGAGCAAUGUACAAGAUGGAUUAUAAAGGUUCUUUCAACAGUUUUUCCAUGCAUCAAAGCUUGUGCUAGUGAAUCUGAAUUUCCCGACCAUAUAAGGAUUUUGGCAAAUACCCUACAACAUUAUAUUCUCUGCACAUUUAGGAAGGUUCUCAUAUUAGUACCAGCUCUUCUCAAAUCUUUUCGAGCAGAGGGUUUAUGGGGUCUGAUAUUUUCGGAGAAAUUUUUUUACUUUGGUUCAUCUAUGGAGUAUAUUCAUCAUAUUGUUGGUGAUGCACAAAACGAUCAUUUUAUUGAUGCUACUGAUUCAGCUGGUUCUAAAGCCCAAGCUGAUGUCAACAUUCUUCAAGCAGAAGCUAUUUCCUUCUUGGAGUUUGCCGCAACACUCAAUGAGAACACAAACAAUCUGCCAGAAUGCUCAGCAUUAUUAGAUGUGCUUGAACAUUGCACUUAUGACCCUGGAUUAUCUGGAACUAUUCUUAAGAGCUUUCAUGUUAUCCUACAACUUGCCACUGAACAGACUAUAUCCUCCUUUAAAUCACUGGAUGUGCUUACCAGAGUCCUGAAAGUUGCAUGCCUUCAAGUACAACAUCUAAGGAAGCUCUCCCAUCCCAGAGAUUACUUAAGUGGAAAUGUUUUUCAAUCAGAAUAUGAACAAAUUAAAAGUACUAUUGCAUGUGUGGAAUUGGCUUUCAAUCUUUUCAAGGAAUACGCCACAAUAUCUGAGCUUGGAAUGAUUCUAGUUUUACACAACGCCAAUUGUAUUGAGUGUUUAUUUGACUUGUUCCAAGAAGAGAACCUUCGAAAAGAUGUAUUGGAGCAAGUUCUUGCCUUAUUUAGGUUGCCUUCAUCAUCAGCACAAGAUCAUACAGCAAAGCUGCAGCUAUGUUCAAAAUAUUUGGAGGCUUUCACUCGUGCAAAAGAAACAGAUGACUUUGCAGAAUUGUCUAUUGAUCUAUUAGUCAACAUGAGAGCAAUCAUUAUGAUAGACCGCAUGUAUUAUCAAAAUCUGUUCCACAAUGGAGAGUGCUUCCUGCAUAUUGUAUCCUUGCUGAAUGGGACUUUUGAUGAAGCAGUUGGUGAACAAUUAGUCCUUAAUGUCCUUCAGACAUUGACUGUAUUACUUGCUGAAAACGAUGUGUCUAAGGCUUCCUUUAGAAUGCUGGUUGGUGUGGGUUAUCAAACGCUGCAAAGCUUGCUGUUGGACUUCUGUAAAUGGUUACCUAGUCAGAAGCUCUUGGAUGCCAUACUUGGCAUGCUUGUUGAUGGGACAUUUGAUAUAAAUGAAGAAACCACAAUUAAGAAUGAAGAUGUGAUUAUACUAUUUUUAAAUGUUCUACAAAAGAGCAGCACUACACUCCAGCAUUAUGGGCUUGCGGUCCUACAGCAGUUGCUGAAGGGAUCCAUUACAAAUAGAAGCUCUUGUUUCAAAGCUGGAUUUCUUAGUUUUCUUCUUGAUUGGUUUUCAGUAGAGCAAACGGACGAUACAGUUGUAAAAAUUGUUGAGUUGAUUCAGAUCAUUGGUGGGCACAGUAUUUGUGGAAAAGAUAUACGAAAAAUAUUUGCUCUCUUGCGUGACGAGAAGAUUGGUGUCAAGCAGAAGCAUAAUUCAUUGCUUCUGACAAGUCUUAGUCACAUGCUUAAGGAAAAGGGACCUGAAGCUUUCUUUGAAUUUAGUGGUCAUGACUCUGGCAUCGAAAUAAAAUCACCUGCUCAAUGGCCUUACAAUCGAGGUUUAUCCUUUUGCUGCUGGUUAAGGGUGGAAAGUUUCCCUGAGAAUAGUAUGAUGGGGCUUUUCUCCUUUUUUACGGAAAAUGGAAAAGGAUGUUUAGCUAUGCUUGGGAAAGAUACUUUAAUCUACGAGUCUAUCAGUCAAAAACAUCAAUGUGUUUUGUUGCCUCUAAGCCUCCCAACAAAGCAAUGGAUAUUCCUUUCCGUUACUCAUACAGUAGGAAGAGCAUUCUCUGCUGGAAGCCAGCUGAGAUGCUAUGUAGAUGGUGGUCAGAUAUCAAAUCAGAAGUGCAGGUGGGCAAAAGUUAAUGAAGUAAUGACUCGUUGCAGUAUUGGCACAGAUCUGAUGCCCAUUGGUGAAGAACCCACUUCCCUUGGUUUUGAGAGCACUUCUGCUUUUGUUGGUCAAAUGGGUCCAGUCUAUGCAUUUUCUGAUACUCUUUCUUCGGAACAAAUAAAAGGCAUAUAUAAUCUAGGACCAAGUUACAUGUACUCUUUCCUUGGUGAUCAAAACUUGCUUAUGAGCGAUGACACUCUGUACAAGGGUAUUCUGGAUGCAAGGGAUGGCAUUUCGUCAAAGAUGAUUUUUGGCUUGAAUGCACAGGCUAGUAACAAUAGGACUUUGUUCAAUGUAUCUGCUGCAUAUGAUGGCCUUGACAAGAGUAAGUUUGAAGCAACUAUCAUGGGUGGGACGAAGUUAUGCUCCCGGCGGUUGCUGCAGGAAAUAAUUUAUUGUGUUGGUGGUGUAUCUGUAUUUUUCCCCCUUCUGAUCCACUUUGAUGACGCUGUAGUACAUAGUGGACAACCUGCCAUUAGUGACGAAUUGGCAAGUCAAGUUGUUGAGCUUGUUGCAUCUGUUUUGGAUGGAAAUGUAGCAAAUCAACAACAAAUGCAUCUUCUUUCUGGAUUCUCUAUAUUAGGCUUCUUGUUUCAAUCUGUUUCACCACAGCUGCUAAAUUUUAAGACUCUUUCAUCGUUGAAGUACAUGCUUAAUGUUCUGAAGAACUGCGGUAUGUCCGAAAUUCUAUUGAAAGAUGCUCUUUCACAAAUUUAUCUGAACCCACAUAUUUGGGCGUGUGCAAGCUAUGAAGUGCAGAGAGAACUUUAUUUGCUUCUAAUAAAGUAUUUUGAAUGUGAUGGGACACUUUUGCCAAUAUUGUGUGGGCUCCCUAGGAUCAUUGACAUUGUACUCCAGUUUUAUUCAGAAAAGGCGGAUUUGAGGUCUUGUAAGUCUUCUCAUCCUGUUACCAAAAAUGUGAUUGUAGAGAGACCAAACAUAGAAGAAAUUCGCAAGAUCCGUCUGCUCCUAUUGAGUAUGGCAGAAAUGAGUAUAAAGCUUAAGGUUUCUCAACAUGAUAUAAGAACACUUGUGUCCUUUUUCGAGAGAAGCCAAGAUGUUGCAUGUAUUGAGGAUGUACUUUACAUGAUUAUUCGUGCUCUAUCACAGAAUUCACUUCUAUCAUCUUUCUUGGAGAAAGUGAAUUCCCUUGGUGGUUGUUACAUUUUCAUUAAUCUUCUUAAGAGGGAAUUCGAGCCAAUUCGCCUAUUGGGGCUUCAGUUUCUUGGUAAACUUCUGGUUGGAGUUCCAUCUGAGAAAAAGGGACCAAAACUUUUUGGUCUUCCUGUAGGACGACCUAGGCCUCUUUCUGAAAAUCUAAGCAAAGCCAUAACAGCAGCACCUCAACUGUUCUUCUAUUCAAUAUCUGAAAGACUAUUCAAAUUUCCACUUUCUGAUCAUUUAUGUGCUACUCUGUUUGAUGUCCUCCUUGGUGGGGCCAGUCCUAAGCAGGUCUUGCAGAAACGUUCCCAAUCUGAUGUGCCUAAAGAUAGUGCCAUCUCUUCAGCGAGCGUGUCUCCAUUUGCUGUUCCUCAGAUUUUGGUCUGUAUAUUUAAAUAUAUGCAAUCUUGUCAAGACACAUUAGCACGGACCAAGAUCUUGAGUGAUCUUCUUGAUUUGCUGGAUUCAAACCCUUCUAAUGUCGAAGCCCUUGUGGAGUAUGGUUGGAGCUCUUGGCUUGAGACAUCUGUGAAGCUUGAUGUAUUUAGGGACUACAAAUCAAGUUCAAAAGCUAAGGAUAAUACUUUGGAAACCAAUGAGCUAAUUCUUGUGAGGAACAUGUAUUCAUUGGUCCUCACCUACUGCUUGUGCUCUGUGAAAGGUGGGUGGCAUCAGCUGGAAGAUACAACAAAUUUCUUUCUCUUGAAAAUUGAGCAGGGUCAGCUUCCAAAUUCCUGCGUACUACGAGACAUCUUUGAAGACAUUGUUGGAAGCUUGCUUGAGACAUCUUCCGAAGAAAAUCUUUUCUUUUCACAGCCUUGCCGUGAUAAUAUCUUGUAUCUUCUGAAGCUUAGCCAUGAACUGCUUGUUGAUCAAGUCGGAAUUAAACUACUGUUUCCUUCACCUGGUUUGUCUGCACAAUCUUCAUCUGAUGACUCUCUAAUAGAGGACAUUAACAUUGCUGUUGGUGAAAUUCUAAAUGCUGAAGGUAGCAGCCAACUUACAAGUUUUCCUUGGAGUAAUAGUCCAUCUACUGAUGGAGAUAAACUGAGUGAUGAUUGGUGGAGCUUUUACGAUAAAAUAUGGACUCUUCUUUGCAAUUUGACUGGCAAAGGGCAAAAUAAAUUGACUCCAAAGGGCUCAAAUGCUGCUGUCCCAUCUAUUGGACAGCGAGCACGUGGGCUGGUAGAAUCACUGAAUAUCCCUGCCGCAGAGAUGGCUGCUGUAGUGGUAACUGGAGGAAUUGGUUCUGCGCUAAGUGGAAAGACGAAUAAGAACACUGACAAAGCUAUGAUGUUAAGAGGAGAGAGAUUCCCAAGAAUCAUGUUCCAUCUUAUAAUUUUGUAUCUGUGCAAAGCUGGCUUGGAAAAUGCAUCCAAAUGUGUGCAGCAAUUCACAUCCGUGCUUCCUAAUCUUAUUUCAGAAGAUGAUCAGUGCAAAAAUAGACUGCAUUUGUUAAUUUGGUCUUUACUUAGGGUGAGAUCCCAGUAUGGAGAGCUUGAUGAUGGUGCACGUUCUCAUGUUAUGUCGCCGCUGAUUUUUGAAACUCUCAUACAUGGGAAGUCUCUGCUUGCCACUCCUAUGUUGGCAAGAGAUGAUUCCACUGAAGCCAAUAGCAAUAAGGAUUCUGGUUUCGUUCUUAAUUUUGUUCAGAAGGACCGGGUUCUUGCUGCGGUUGCUGAUGAGGUCAAAUAUGUGAAGGAUGCAAAGGCUGAUCACCUGAGGCAGCUCCAGGAACUUCAUUCCAAAAUUGAUGAGAGCUUAAUUGAAGAUAUAGAACAACUGCAAAGCUUCGAGGAUGACAUACAGUUUGCUAAGACUGCUGCUAUUUCUGUGGAUGACAGUAGAAAAGCAGCUCUCCAGCUUGCAUUUGAUGAAGAUCAGCAAAUAAUUGCAGACAAAUGGAUACAUAUUUUCCGUGCAUUGAGUGAGGAAAGAGGACCAUGGUCUGCUAAUCCAUUUCCAAAUAGUACUGUGACUUACUGGAAACUUGACAAGACAGAAGACAAAUGGCGGCGGCGAUUGAAACUCAAGCGUAACUAUAAGUUUGAUGAACGUCUUUGUCAACCACCAUCCAAAUCUAGUAGUGAAAGCAAUGCCUCAUCUGUUGACCCCUCUGUUGGUACCAAAAUUCCGGAAAAAAUGAAGCACUUACUGCUGAAAGGAGUUCGUGGAAUUACAAGUGAUGUUAGUUCUGAACCUUGUGAGGACAGCAAUGACAUGAGUGAGCCUUCCCAGAAUACUCUGUCUGAGACUCAGGGCUCAAGCGAUGCUGCAGAGUCGACAGAUUCUUCAGAUUAUUCUAAUAUUGUUCAAAAUAGGAAAGAACCAGUGUCUGCAGGUGGAGACGAUGACUAUGCUGAGGUGCUAUCAUCAGUUCAGUGUGUUCUUGUAACACCAAAGAGAAAACUAGCUGGACAAUUGACUAUUACACGAAAUGCCUUGCAUUUUUCUUUUGAAUUUUUGGUUGAGGGCACUGGAGGAACAUCUGUUUUCAACAGAUAUAAAGAAAAAAAUGAUUCUAACUCCAAGAACGACCUGGGGGGUGCAGAAAAAUUGAAGAGUAAUCUUGAUGGAGGACGAGUUAAUGCAACUGAAUCUGGUGAUGCUCUGAUGAAAAAUACAUCAAACAAAAUCAAACACCAUAGAAGGUGGAAAAUAAGCAGGAUAAAAGCAGUUCAUUGGACACGAUACCUACUACAAUAUACUGCAACAGAGAUAUUCUUUGAUGAUGCCAAUGCACCUGUGUUUCUUAACUUUUCCUCCCAAAAUGAUGCUAAAAACAUCGGGUCUCUCUUAGUGUCCCUGAGAAAUGAUGCUUUGUUCCCCAAAGGAAGUUCCAAAGACAAAAGCAGUGUGAUUUCUUUUGUUGACAGAAAGGUUGCCCUUGAAAUGGCUGAGAGUGCUCGAGAAAGUUGGAGAAGAAGAGAAAUGAGCAAUUUUGAGUAUCUAAUGAUUCUCAACACUCUUGCUGGACGAUCUUACAAUGAUUUAACUCAAUAUCCUAUAUUUCCUUGGAUAUUGGCUGACUAUUCGUCAGAUAAGAUUGAUUUCAACAAGUCAUCCAGUUUCCGUGACCUGUCAAAACCCGUUGGUGCCUUGGACACAAAACGCUUUAAGGUUUUUGAAGAAAGAUAUCUUAAUUUCUGUGAUCCUGAUAUACCAAGUUUUUAUUAUGGAUCUCACUACUCUAGCAUGGGAAUAGUUCUUUAUUACCUUCUGAGGCUUGAGCCUUUUACUGCUCUGCACCGCAAUCUCCAGGGUGGAAAGUUUGAUCAUGCAGAUCGUCUUUUCCAAAGCAUUGAAAGUACAUACAGGAACUGCCUAUCAAAUACUAGCGAUGUCAAAGAGCUUAUACCUGAAUUUUUUUAUAUGCCCGAGUUUCUUGAAAAUUCAAAUUCAUAUCACCUUGGUGUGAAGCAGGAUGGUGAACCUUUAGGCAAUGUUGGUCUCCCUCCAUGGGCAAAGUGUUCCCCAGAAGAAUUCAUUCAUAUCAACCGUGAAGCUCUUGAAAGUGAAUAUGUAAGCUCUAAUCUCCAUCACUGGAUUGACCUCAUAUUUGGUUAUAAACAGCGUGGCAAGCCUGCUGUUGAGGCAGCAAACAUAUUUUAUUAUUUGACAUAUGAGGGUGCAGUUGAUUUGGAAAACAUGGAUGAUAUGUUACAGAAAUCUGCUAUUGAGGACCAGAUUGCAAAUUUUGGACAAACACCUAUUCAAAUUUUCCGAAAGAAGCACCCAAGAAGAGGCCCCCCUAUACCAAUUUCUCACCCACUAUAUUUUGCCCCACAAUCAAUAACAAUGACUUCUGUCACUAACAGCUCCUCAUCAUCUGUAUUGUUCGUUAGCUUGUUGGACUCCAACAUUGUUCUGAUGAAUGAAGGGCUUAUACUGUCAGUGAAGCUUUGGCUAACAACACAAUUGCAGUCUGGUGGAAACCUCACAUUUUCUGGAUCACUGGAACCUUUCUUUGGAAUUGGUUCUGAUGUAAUUUCUCCCCGCAAAAUCAGCACUUCCCUGGCCGAAAACGUUAAUUUUGGAAGGCAAUGCCUAGCAGCCGUUCAAAUUCACAGUGAUAAUUAUUUAAUUCUGUGUGGUAAUUGGGAGAACAGUUUUCAGAUCAUUUCCCUUGGUGAUGGAAGAAUUGUGCAGAGCAUCCGGCAACAUAAAGAUGUUGUCAGCUGUGUGGCAGUUUCAUCAGAUGGAAGUGUAAUUGCAACCGGAAGUUAUGACACAACUGUUAUGAUCUGGCAUGCAUUCCGAGGAAAAUCAGCUGAUAAAAAAUCAAGAAAUGCAAAUUAUGAUCAGUCUACUAAGGAUCAUGUUAUUAUUGAAAGCCCUUGUCAUAUAUUAUGUGGCCACGAUGAUAUUAUCACGUGCUUAUUUGUUAGUACAGAACUAGAUAUCGUUAUCAGUGGAUCAAAAGAUGGAACAUGUAUUUUUCAUACAUUGCGUGAGGGCACAUAUGUUCGAUCCAUUCGACAUCCAUCUGGUGCUGGCUUGUCGAAACUGGUAGCAUCACAGCAUGGAAGGCUAAUAUUUUACUCUGACAGUGACCUAUCCUUGCAUAUGUAUUCCAUAAAUGGAAAACAUAUUGCUUCUUCGGAAGCCAAUGGCCGGCUCAAUUGCAUGGAGCUAAGUUGUUGUGGUGAGUUUGUGGUAUGUGCUGGUGAUCAUGGACAUAUUGUUCUUCGCUCUAUGCAUUCUCUUGAUGUUGUAUGGAGGUACGAGGGAGCUGGGAAGACAAUAACUUCAUUAGUUGUGACUCCAGAGGAGUGUUUCUUGGCAGGAACCAAGGAUGGCAGUUUGAUUGUAUUUUCAAUAGAAAACCCCUUACUUCGGAAAGGCACCGUGCAGCGGAACAAGAUAAAAUCUUCUACGAGUGGUUAGUGGUGCAGGUAGAAACAUCAACAGGCGCUUCUUGCUGCAUAUUUUGAGCAAAAGCCCUUCAAUCCAGUAUUGGGGAAAGCAUGCGAGGAUAUUUGUUCAAAGUCAUAAAUUUGGUUUCUCUGGCAUUUGCCCAGUCGGCAAUGUUCAUUACUGUACUACAGAAGCCCUCGUAUCACUGGUGUAUGCAUCCUUUCCAUCUACUGCUAAGCAAAUUGUUAUCAGCAGUAAAUGUGAAAGAGAGCAGUUUGUUACUCUAGUAUACCUGUACAUACAACUUCAUAUGGAGGAGAUAGAUUCAAACAUUAGUGAGAGCUGAUGAAAACCCACAAGUAUAUGAUGCGAACUAGUGAUACGAAAUAUUUUCAUUUGAUUCAGGACAAAUCUUAAGUACGAGUAUCCUCAAAUGACGGGCGCUUCAGAUACCUCAAAACCAGUUUUGCAUUGGUGCUAGUUGCUCACAUAGUGCAUCUGAGUGUAACAUAAUAUUCCUUCGGUGUUGUUGCUAGUUAGGUCGGCUGGGUCGGCAAAAUUCUUUCGCGAUAGAUGUAUAUUGGAUGCCAGGGCUGUGUAAUUAAGAACUGGACAUUGUACAUGGAAGCUCAUGUUGGUAGUGAAGAAAAUAAAGGCACGGAUCUUUGGUUAUGUUCCUCUUUUGAGAUGCAGA
This is a messenger RNA of Oryza brachyantha (malo sina), 10351 nucleotides long. RefSeq names its product BEACH domain-containing protein B. Gene Ontology annotation, molecular function: protein binding. NCBI's taxonomy places the organism in Eukaryota, Viridiplantae, Streptophyta, Magnoliopsida, Poales, Poaceae. The record is from RefSeq and is a predicted model, not a curated record. The transcript has 41 exons. The coding region runs from base 1 to 9687 and encodes 3228 amino acids.